AUGGGCAAUACCACCAGCAUCGCCGCUGGGCGUGACUGUCUGUUAUCCGCCGUUGGAGGUCAUGCCGCUCAUGUCGCGUUCCAAGAUCACCUUCUUUACCAGGCUACAGCAGUCGAGACGUAUAAUCUGAAUAUUCCUGUUACCCCGGCAGCAAUUACGUACCCUCAAUCAGCGGACGAAAUAGCUGCUGUGGUUAAGUGUGCCUCGGACUACGACUACAAAGUGCAGGCUCGCAGUGGAGGCCAUAGUUUUGGCAAUUAUGGUAUGGCUCUGAUAAAAGUGGUAGAUGAGCCGGCUGGCAUCCAGAUGACUGACUCGGACUUGGUUCUAGGCCUUGGAGGAGAAAAUGGUGCUAUCGUGGUCGAUAUGAAGCACUUCUCGCAAUUCUCCAUGGACGAGUCGACCUUUAUCGCUACCAUCGGUCCCGGAACAACCCUAGGCAACCUUGAUCUCAAGCUUUAUAAUGCGGGCAACAGAGCAAUGUCGCAUGGUAUUUGUCCGACCAUUCGUACCGGCGGCCAUCUGACGAUGGGCGGAUUGGGCCCCACAGCCCGUCAAUGGGGUCUAGCACUUGACCAUGUUGAGGAAGUCGAGGUGGUGUUAGCGAACUCGAGCAUUGUGCGGGCGUCGGACACUCAGAACCAGGAUGUUUUCUUUGCUAUCAAAGGUGCUGCUGCUAGCUUUGGCAUCGUCACGGAGUUCAAAGUGCGUACGGAGGAGGCCCCUGGCCUGGCUGUUCAAUACUCGUUUCAGUUUAAUCUGGGAACUCCUGCCGAGAAGGCGAAGCUUGUCAAAGAUUGGCAGGCGUUCAUAGCCCAGGAGAACCUCACAUGGAAGUUUUACUCGAACCUGGUUAUCUUCGACGGCCAGAUCAUCCUCGAGGGUAUUUUCUUCGGCUCGAAGAAGGAGUACGACGCACUUGACUUGGAGAAAAAAUUCCCCGCAAGCGAACCCGGAACUGUGCUAGUCCUGACAGAUUGGCUAGGAAUGAUCGGCCAUGGACUAGAAGAUACUAUUUUAAAACUGGUUGGAGAUUCCCCGACCUGGUUUUAUGCAAAGUCACUCGGAUUCACCCCCCGCACGCUUAUUCCUGACAUUGCUAUUGACGACUUCUUCGAUUACAUUCACAAAACCAACGCUGACACUUUGGCCUGGUUUGUCACGCUCAGUCUGGAGGGUGGAGCUAUCAACGCCGUUCCUGCGGAUGCCACAGCCUAUGGACACCGCGACGUGCUUUUCUGGUUCCAAGUUUUCGUAGCCAACCCACUUGGCCCCAUCUCGCAGGCCACAUAUAACUUUACCAACGGUCUUUAUGAUGUUCUGGCACAGGCAGUGCCAGAGAGUGCGGAGCAUGCAUAUCUUGGAUGCCCAGAUCCUAAGAUGCCCGGUGCCCAGCACGCAUACUGGCGUAAUAACCUCCCAAGAUUGGAAGAGCUUAAGGCGGAUUUAGAUCCAAAGGACGUUUUCCAUAAUCCGCAAGGCGUUCAAGUUGCCUCAUAA
Penicillium soppii is the source of this 1500-nucleotide messenger RNA. Its product is annotated as FAD-binding oxidoreductase. The transcript has a single exon. The record is from RefSeq and is a predicted model, not a curated record. Gene Ontology annotation, molecular function: FAD binding; oxidoreductase activity. NCBI's taxonomy places the organism in Eukaryota, Fungi, Ascomycota, Eurotiomycetes, Eurotiales, Aspergillaceae. The coding region runs from base 1 to 1500 and encodes 499 amino acids.